UGGAUAUUCGUGAAAUCAAAGAGAUUCGUCCAGGAAAAAACUCGCGUGAUUUUGAUCGGUACCAGGAGGAUCCAUGUUUCCGACCAGACCAGUCUCACUGCUUUGUUGUCCUCUAUGGCACAGAAUUCCGCCUGAAGACCCUCAGCUUGCAAGCCACUUCCGAGGAUGAGGUCAAUAUGUGGAUCAAGGGGCUGAACUGGCUGGUGGCAGACACUCUGAGAGCACCCACCCCCCUGCAGAUUGAAAGGUGGCUCCGGAAGCAAUUCUACUCACUGGAUCGCAACCGGGAAGACAGGAUCUCUGCCAAGGACCUGAAGAACAUGCUGUCUCAGGUCAACUACCGAGUCCCCAACAUGAGGUUCCUGCGGGAGAGACUCACGGAUGUGGAGCAGAGGAAUGGGGAUAUCACCUAUGGGCAGUUUGCACAACUCUACCGCAGCCUGAUGUUCAGCGCCCAGAAAACGAUGGAUGUCCCAUUCCUGGAAAGGGGUGGAGAAAGGUCUGAGCACUUCAGGGUGUCACUGCUGGAGCUGCAGAAGUUCUUGCUGGAGUACCAGAGGGAGCUCUGGGCUGCAGAUAUCCUUCAGGUACAGGAAUUCAUGUUCAACUUUCUGAGAGACCCUUUGAGGGAGAUUGAUGAGCCUUAUUUCUCCGUGGAUGAAUUUCUCACCUUCCUGUUUUCCAAAGAGAACAGCAUCUGGAACUCACAACUGGACAUGGUGUGUCUGGAGAACAUGAACAACCCCCUCUCCCAUUACUGGAUCUCCUCCUCACACAACACGUACCUGACGGGGGAUCAGUUCUCGAGCGAGUCCUCGCUGGAGGCCUACGCACGCUGCUUGCGCAUGGGAUGUCGCUGCAUCGAGCUGGAUUGCUGGGACGGUCCUGAUGGCAUGCCAGUCAUCUACCAUGGACACACCUUAACCACCAAGAUCAAGUUCUCUGAUGUCUUGGUCACUAUCAAGGAGCAUGCCUUUGUCACCUCUGAUUUCCCUGUGAUUCUGUCCAUCGAGGACCACUGCAGCAUUGCCCAGCAGAGGAACAUGGCUCAGAAUUUCAAGAAGGUCUUUGGGGACAUGCUCUUGACCAAACCCGUUGAUAUUUCUGCUGAUGGCCUUCCCUCUCCAAACCAGCUCAAGAGGAAGAUUCUCAUCAAGCACAAGAAGCUGGCGGAGGGCAGUGCUUAUGAGGAGCUGCCCACGUCUGUAAUGUAUUCAGAAAAUGACAUCAGCAACUCCAUCAAGAACGGGAUCCUCUACCUGGAAGACCCCAUCAAUCACGAGUGGAACCCACAUUACUUUGUCCUGACCAGCAGCAAGAUCUAUUACUCUGGGGAGACAACCAGUGACCAAGGAAAUGAGGAUGAGGAAGAGCAAAAGGAGGUGAGCAACAGCACGGAGCUUCACUCCACGGAGAAGUGGUUCCAUGGCAAGCUGGGAGCAGGACGCGACGGGCGGCACAUCGCGGAGCGGCUGCUGACGGAGUACUGCAUCGAGACCGGCGCCCCCGACGGCUCCUUCCUCGUCAGGGAGAGUGAGACCUUUGUUGGAGACUACACCCUCUCCUUCUGGCGCAACGGGAAGGUGCAGCACUGCCGGAUCCACUCGCGGCAGGAUGCUGGCAGCCCCAAGUUCUUCCUGACGGACAACCUGGUGUUCGACAGCCUCUACGACCUCAUCACCCACUACCAGGAGGUGCCACUGAGGUGCAAUGAGUUUGAGAUGAGGCUGACAGAGCCCGUGCCACAGACCAAUGCCCACGAGAGCAAAGAGUGGUACCAUGCCAACCUCACCCGGGCCCAAGCCGAGCACAUGCUGAUGCGAGUGCCACGUGACGGAGCCUUCCUGGUGCGCAAGAGGAGUGAGCCCAGCUCCUAUGCCAUCUCCUUCAGGGCGGAAGGGAAGAUCAAGCACUGCCGGGUGCAGCAGGAGGGCCAGACUGUGCUGCUGGGCAACUCUGAGUUUGAGAGCUUGGUGGACUUGAUCAGCUACUAUGAGAAGCAUCCGCUGUACCGCAAGAUGAAGCUGCGGUACCCCAUCAACGAGGAGACGCUGGAGAAGAUCGGGACAGCGGAGCCAGACUACGGAGCCCUCUAUGAGGGACGCCAUCCCGGGUUCUAUGUGGAAGCCAACCCCAUGCCCACCUUCAAGUGUGCAGUCAAAGCCCUGUUCGACUACAAGGCACAGCGGGAGGACGAGCUCACCUUCACCAAAAACGCCAUCAUCCAGAAUGUGGAGAAACAGGAAGAAGGCUGGUGGAGAGGAGAUUAUGGUGGCAAGAAGCAGCUGUGGUUCCCUUCCAACUAUGUAGAGGAAAUCACUAGUCCCAGUAACCUGGAGCCAGAGCGGGAGCAGCAGCUGGAUGAGAACAGCCCCCUGGGAGACCUGCUUGGUGGUGUCCUGGAUGUGCCCUCCUGCCAGAUUGCCAUCCGCCCCGAGGGGAAGAACAACCGGCUCUUCGUCUUCUCCAUCAGCAUGUCCUCGGUGUCGCGCCUGUCCCUCGACGUGGCCGCCGAUACGCACGAGGACCUGCUGGACUGGGUGAAGAAGAUCCGGGAGGCAGCGCAGACAGCUGACGCACGGCUCUCUGAAGGGAAGAUGAUGGAGAGGAGGAAGAAAAUUGCCCUGGAGCUUUCGGAGCUUGUGGUCUAUUGCCGACCUGUGCCCUUCGAUGAAGAGAAGAUCGGCACAGAGAGAGCCUGUUACCGAGAUAUGUCCUCCUUCCCCGAGACCAAGGCGGAAAAGUAUGUCAACAAGAUCAAAGGCAAGAAGUUCCUGCAGUACAACCGUCUGCAGCUCUCCCGCAUCUACCCCAAGGGCCAGCGCCUGGACUCCUCCAACUACGACCCCCUGCCCAUGUGGAUCUGUGGCAGCCAGCUGGUGGCACUCAACUUCCAGACCCCAGACAAACCCAUGCAGAUGAACCAGGCCUUGUUCAUGUCCAGUGGGCAGUGUGGCUAUGUCCUGCAGCCAACCAACAUGCGAGAUGACAUCUUUGACCCCUUUGACAAGAGCACACUGCGAGGCAUCGAGCCACUCUCCAUCUCCAUUGAGGUCCUGGGGGCUCGGCACCUUCCCAAAAAUGGAAGGGGAAUUGUUUGUCCGUUCGUGGAGGUGGAGGUGUCUGGCGCAGAGUACGACAACGCCAAGCAGAAAACUGAGAUCGUGGCAGACAAUGGCCUGAACCCUCUCUGGACCCCGAAGCAGUUCCACUUUCAGGUCAGCAACCCUGACUUUGCCUUCCUUCGCUUCGUGGUGUACGAGGAGGACAUGUUCAGCGAUGAGAACUUCCUGGCUCAGGCCACCUUCCUGGUGAAAGGCUUGAAGACAGGUUUCCGAGCUGUUCCCCUGAAGAACAACUACAGUGAGAACCUGGAGCUGGCUUCCCUGCUGGUCAAGAUAGACAUUUUCCCUAGCAAGCAGGAGAAUGGUGACAUACACAUCUUCAAUGCUUCAACCCUACGGGAACGAGCAGGGGAUGCCUCGAGUCAGCUGCUGUCAAUGAGAGGCAGAGAAGGGUCCUUCGAGUCGCGGUACCAACAGCCUUUUGAGGAUUUCCGUGUGUCACAGGAGCAGCUCACUGACCACUUUGAGAGUCGGGAGCGAAGGGUACUGCGGCGGACCCGGGUCAACGGUGACAACCGGCUGUAGCCCAUCCCGGCGGGGAAAGCCCCUCCAGUGCUUGUGAAUCUCACAGCACGCUGUGAACUGGUUUCUAUGGAAACGGCACUGCUAUGGCCUACUUUCAGGCAGCUUUUCCAGUUUCUCUGCUGAAGUGUGUUCAAGUGGAGAACUAAAAAAAAAAAAAAAA
Molecule: messenger RNA, 3810 nt
Organism: Acanthisitta chloris (rifleman)
Lineage: Eukaryota; Metazoa; Chordata; Aves; Passeriformes; Acanthisittidae
Gene: PLCG1
Product: phospholipase C, gamma 1
Exons: 31
Biological process (GO): phospholipid catabolic process; positive regulation of epithelial cell migration; phosphatidylinositol-mediated signaling
Molecular function (GO): calcium ion binding; protein binding; phosphatidylinositol-4,5-bisphosphate phospholipase C activity
Source: RefSeq, a predicted model, not a curated record